Molecule: messenger RNA, 2104 nt
Organism: Solenopsis invicta (red fire ant)
Lineage: Eukaryota; Metazoa; Arthropoda; Insecta; Hymenoptera; Formicidae
Gene: Ddrgk1
Product: DDRGK domain-containing protein 1
Exons: 3
Coding region: 453-1244 (263 amino acids)
Source: RefSeq, a predicted model, not a curated record
UUUACAUCAUGGUUUCACCUUGUUUUUUACAUCAUGGACCAGUAGUGUUGUAGAUCACAAAAGAUUGUUGUAGAUCACAAAACAUAUACAUAUAAAAUUGUAGAUUGUUGUGAUUUUUGUUAAGAAUGGACGUCUAUCUGUUAACAUUUGUCGCUGCGGCGAUUAUUUUAUUAACUGUCAUAUGUACAGUUUUCUUACAAAAUUCUUAAGUAAAAUAACCAUAACAUAUUGAUAAUUAUCCAGAAUACUCCACCACCUUCAAUUUUGACAAAAUUAGUCAUUCGACGUGUUCUGUAUGAAAUGAACGAAUCUGACAAAUUUAAAAGUAUGGUACUACAGUCUUCAUAGAAAACGGAUAUCCAAGGACAAGCAAAGAAGAAUGAAUUUGACAGAAAAAAGUUACUCUGCUCCGCGAACCGAGAUUAAUCGUUGAAGUUGAUAGUUGCAUAGCUAUGCGGAAAGUACGAGUCAACGCUCGAGAUGCUAGUAUGGCUGAAGCUAGACCAUUGAGGCGAGUAGGUGCUGUAAGAAAUGUCAGACGUCGUAUGCAGGGAAAUGCUAAUUACCGACCUGAAGAGGACAAUAGACAUAACGACGUUGACCAAGAUAACGACGAUGAUGACAAAGCAGAAUUGCCAGAACAUAAGGUAGGAGCAAAGAAACGGGCAAAACUAGCAGCUAAAGCUGAAAAGAAGAUCCAAAGAGAGACAGCUGAACGAGAAAGGCAGGAACGUAAAAAACGAGAUCAACUUUUACAAGAAGAAAGAGAAAAACAGGCUGAAAAGGAACACGCUGAACAGAUACAAAUGGAAGAAGUGGAAAAGAAAACUAAAGAGGAAAAAGAGAAACGAGAGUAUGAAGAAUAUUUGAAGAUGAAGGAAGCUUUUAACAUAGAGGAGGAAGGUUAUGGACAAAAAAAUAAGGAAUGCGAGGAAAAUAUAUUGCAAGAAUUUCUUGCAUAUAUAAAGAUGAACAAGGUACUGGUUUUAGAAGAUCUAGCUGCACAUUUUGGAUUGAAGACAGCAAAUGUAGUUGAAAGAAUUCAACAACUACAAGCGAAUGGUAAUUUAACCGGCGUAAUUGAUGAUAGAGGCAAAUUUAUUUAUAUUUCGGAAGAUGAACUUAAAAUUGUCGCUAAGUUUGUGCGACAACGUGGUCGAGUUAGUAUUAGUGAAUUAGCUGAAAAUUCAAAUAAUCUAAUUAAUUUAACUCCUACAAAAAACUGUAGCAUUUCAGUUAGUUAGAUGGUACUUUAAGUUUUUAUUGUACAUGUACUGAUUAGUAAUAAACGAAUAUGAUUAUUGUAUAUAGUAAGAAAGUAAUACUCUAAUAAAAGAAUGGUAUAGAAAGAUGGGUCAAUAAACGAGCAAUUAAAAGGAUAUAGCAAAUAUAUUAUAAUUUUAUAACAGUAUUGAACUAUAAUAACAGGAAUGUUUUGCCUCAUCUUCAGCCUAAUAUGAAUAAUUUACAAUAUUUACAUAAUAUAAAUCUGAACGUAAUAUAAAUAUAUGAAAACACUGAAUAUCGAAAUCAUUGGAUGCGUAUCAAAGUUCUUAUAUAAGUGUAUAAUCGCAAUAUUGAUGAAAUGUUUUCUUUAAUGAUGUCAUUUCGUAAAACAAUUUAACAAUGUCCAAAAUUAAGAUCAAAUCUUGUUAGGAACAUGUGUGUCAAUCAGCAUGUGCCAAUUAUGUAUGCAAUGAAUUGAUUUUUCAUAUGUUCCAUCAAUUAUUGGCUCGUCAAUAGUGAUAGCGAAUAGAAGUAUUGUCAAAAACUGAGAAACGCAUUCUGUUAAAUAUCUGAAUCAACUGAUGGCCAUGGAACAUAUACAAAAUUUUCAUGGGAUAACAUCAUAAAGAAAACAUUUCGUCAAUAUUGCAAUUAUAUAUAAAAACUUUGAUAUGCUCAAUAUUCAGCAUUUUUGUAUAUUUAUAUUAUGUUUAAGUUUAUAUAAAUUAUUGUUAUUAGAUUGAAAAUGACUAAGCAAAGUUCCUUUUAUUAUAGUUCAAUAUUGUGUUAUCAAAUUAUAACAUAUUUGAUAUAUCUUUUUUAAUAGUUCGUUUAUUGACCUGUUAUUCUAUUGUUUAGAAAUAACGAGAGUAUAAAA